UUGGCAGGUCAGAGUCAGAGACCACAAUGGGCGGGCGAACCCCAGAGCACCCAACUCCCCUUGCCGGGGAAACUGGAAGUGGAGAUGGGGAGAAGAAGAAGGAGGUGAAAAGGAUGGGCAGCAAGGAAGAUGUGGGAAAGGGAUGUCCGGCGGCCGGUGGCGUCUCCAGCUUCACCAUCCAGUCCAUCCUGGGCGGGGGCCCUUCCGAGGCACCGCGGGAACCCGCCGGGUGGCCAGCCAGGAAACGCAGCCUGUCUGUGUCCUCGGAGGAGGAGGAGCUGGACGAAGGCUGGAAAGCGCCCGCUUGUUUCUGCCCAGAUCCGCACGGCCCCAAGGAGCCAAGCCCUAAGCACCAUCCCCCCAUCCCUUUCCCUUGCCUGGGUACCCCCAAAGGCAGCGGAAGCACAGGGCCUGCGGGCUCGGAGCGCACGCCUUUCCUUUCUCCUUCUCACUCGGACUUUAAAGACGAGAAAGAGAGGCUCUUGCCGGCGGGCUCGCCCUCUCCGGGCCCGGAACGGCCUCGGGAUGGUGGUGCGGAACGACAGGCCGGGGCGGCCAAGAAAAAGACGCGCACCGUCUUCUCCCGCAGUCAGGUGUAUCAGCUCGAGUCCACCUUCGACAUGAAACGCUACCUGAGCAGCUCGGAGCGCGCCUGCCUUGCCUCCAGCCUGCAGCUCACCGAGACCCAGGUUAAGACUUGGUUCCAGAACCGCCGCAACAAGUGGAAGCGGCAACUCUCGGCCGAACUGGAGGCGGCCAACAUGGCACACGCAUCGGCGCAGACUCUCGUGGGCAUGCCGCUAGUGUUUCGGGACAGUUCACUGCUGCGAGUGCCGGUGCCGCGCUCGCUCGCCUUCCCGGCGCCGCUCUACUACCCCAGCAGCAACCUCUCGGCCUUACCACUCUACAACCUGUACAACAAGCUUGACUACUGAGCCGCUCGCUGGCUGCAGCGUCCCUGGCUGCCUGCAGCCGCCUGCACACCCGGGCGCGGGCGGCGUCCUUCCCAGGGCUCCGGAGCAGAGCGUCGCGUGUUCAGAAGUAUUAAGAAAUACACCAUGUGUAUUCGUUAUGUCUUAUUUAUGGCCUCUUCCCUACUUUGUUUGUUUGUUUCGGGUAUUUAUCUGCAUUCCACACGCCAGAACACCUGCUUUCUACACAAAACCAAACCAAAACGCGUUUGAAAACUCUUUUGAAAGGGGAGAGUCUCGGGUGGUGGCGGGAAAGGGAGUUUUGGCAGGGAGUUUUGGCUAGGUAGGUUUUGGUUGGUAGCAAGAAAAAAAAAAAUAAGAACACCAACAAAACCGGAUAAUCUUUUCCUCAUUUAUACACCUGUAUAUACAUGUGUGUGUGUGUGUGUGUGUGUAUGUGUGUGUGUGUAUAAGGACACAGGCUCAGUCAAGCCGAGCCCACUGGGGCCUUCGUCAUUGAACUAAUCACCUCUCUUCAUUCCCUUCAUCUUGAGGGGUGAAGCUGAAAAAAAAAAAAAAACAACCUUCAUCUUGAGGAGGGUACAGAUCUGUAAAUAUUUUUAAGGAGAAAAAUAAUAAAACGUUUUAAACAUGGUUGCUAACUUUGGAAGGAUUAAUUGUCCCGCGAUACAAUGCAGAGUGGUUUCUAGAUUUUUAGUGCCUGAGCGUGCAAUAUUCUCUACAUCGGACCCCCCAUUCCCCUCCUCCCACCACCAACGUCCUGAGCUCUCUACGUGAGGGUGGGGUUGGGCUCAGAGGUUAAAGGUCGGAUAUUGGGGCUGCCCAGGCAGCACGUGACUAGAGCUGCUUACUGGAACAGCACAGUUCCCACGAUCCAGGUGUGCCGAUUGGGGUACACUCCAGGAUGGAAUCGAGAUCCCGAGCCAGCGCGGAAAAAGACAAAGGCGGAGAGGCAGGCCUGGAUGCUGACCGGGUUACCUCUGGGAAUAAGUCAGGCAAGAAGGUGAAUAUCUCCCCUGGUGCUGGGGAUCGAUUUGAGCUAGACUGCAGCACUCCAUGCAUGGCCGAAGCCCCGAGUGCCGCGUUGGCGUCCUCCUUCGCAGAGAAAGACGCAGUAUAUAUGAGAAAGCGUCAGCUUGGGGUCCAAAGCCCCACGCGACCCGCUUGCAGCCACGCGCAGUUCUCCGAGGAGCAGGAGGUGACGCCUAAAGACCACAUUUCGAUGGAGGGAUUCACGGAGCAGGCGCUUCCCGACACUUUUUGUUGUUAUAUUUGCCCUUUGAGUGGCUAAAUGAUUACUGGCCAGCAAGCUGCGGCUAUUUCGGACUUGAACUCUGAGGUGCAGUGGAGGCACCCACGGAGUGGACUUAUCAGCUCCAUGCAGGAGCUGGGGAGGCGCUACACCCAGAGAACAGCAGCACCUGAAUCAUGCAAAUCGCAGCCGGUUGUUUCUCUCCGUUUUGAGGGCAGCCACCUGUUCCUUGUUAAACGUCUGGAGUGUAUGCUGGAGCUCGGAGGAAGCCUCAGGUGGAGUUUCUAGGUCCUCCUACCUACUUCCCUUCAGUGGUUGACUGGGAGCAAGGAGUUAGGAGUCCGGCAGCGGCAAGGCCCUAUUUCUUUCUUGAGAAGAAAACAUUUGCCUGAGUGGCUCUGUCUCUGUGCCAAGAAGCAUAGAAAUGACUUGCAUUUUUGUAGAUAUACACAGAAUACAAAUGCUUACAUGACCCAUACGAUUCCGUGUAAAACGCCUGGUCGAAGACAUUUGCUCUGAUAUUGUCCAUUUUCUUCUUAUCCUGUUAUAUUCCACAAACCCCCGCAACUACUCCAAGAUGACGUCAGAUGGAUGCUACUCAAGAAUGCACCUGCCAAUACUAGGUUGGUCCACUUGUUUAGUUCAAGUAUUAUUGCAAGUAUUUGCUGAGGUCCUAACACAAGCUGAAAAUCUACACUAAAUCUGGUGGUCAGAGAGAGGACAUCGGUUCUCUUCUUAUUUAUCGGAAGUGUGUAUCUUACCUCACUAAAGUUGUCAUCACGCUAGGUAAUCUCUUUGUAUUCUUCCCCUGACAGCAUUCUUUGGACAUUCCACACAGAAACAACCAAAUUGCUCCAGAGGAACAUCUUGUAAAGGAAUAUUCCAUUCAGAUAAUUUUGGUCUGCAAAUUUCAGUAGAUUACAAUUUGCUGAUGGACUUAACAGUAUGGGUCACCAUGUUCUCCUCAGGCUGGCAUUCUCUAUAGAUAGUGACUUCCUCCAGUCACUGGCAGCACAUAAUGAUUCGAGUUUGUCCUGAUUAUUUUAGGCAAUGACCAUUUCCCCAGUUGUCAAACAGAACAUAUGUGACUCUCUUCACUCACAUAGACUUUAGCUGUGACAGGUGACCCAACUCUGCAAUUAGUUUCUAGGAGUUCUUCCAAAAAGUGAUUGGAUAUUAUUACAUGCACGCUUUACCUUUGUGUUGUGGAUGUCCAAGACUCUACUGUUGCCAGAUUUCCCAUCUCAAGUCUAUCAAUUCAUUUGAAUAAUCAGCAAAAUAGUCCAUCUCCUUUCAGGCUCUAAACUUGAUUUAAAAGAUUGACGUUUCUUAAAACUCAAAUAGAGUUGGGCUGCAACUGCAUGGCCAGAGGGACCUGAAUCAUACACACACUGGAUAAUGAAAUACACUUAGAUUUUAUUAGCAGGUAAUUUAUGCUCAGAAUCUGGAAACACUAAUAGAAUUAAAUAAACAACUGGGAAAGAGAAGCAAAUAAGUCAAGAGGGGAAAUUAUUUUGCUAACGUUAGAAUGCAAAACAACUCACUGUAUUUAAAAAAAAAAUUGAACUUGGCCGUUGAUUUGUUGAAAGAGGAGAGAGAGAGAGAGAACCAAAUACUAGAACUAUUUGAAGAGGGAAGAGGUCCAGAAUAUUUUAGCCGUAAUAAUCAUCAUCAGGGCAAUAGGAGAAAGGUUGUGUGUGUGUGUGUGUGUGUGUGUAGUUUAAUCCUAGCGACAACUUUCUACUUUAUGCAAAAUUACAAAAUAAAAAAGAUUGUCUCACAGAAGAGAGAGCAGUGAAAAAGAAGUCGUAGCACAGGUUAAAUAGAGACGUGCAGUAAUAUUUUGCACGUGAGUGUGCAGCCACUACAUUCUGCUGGUCAAGUACCGCUUUUCUUUUCACAGAACCCAAACCAUUUCUGGUCGUGGAAGCGACUCCUUUGAUUCUCAUAUCUCUGGAGGAUUUUAGAAACAGAAAAUGCAGCCAACUGAGCCCGCAUCUCCCAUGGCAUGGCAGGGUAGAAGGGGAGAGGACAGCCACAGUUUAGCACCUGUGAUGAACAUCCCUAAAAGAUUCUGCUUGAGCUCGAAAACAUCGGAAGUCUCCAUGUCCUACUCUGUUUACCUUUUGGGAUGCGAGACUCUUCUAAAACAAAGAGUAGUUUGAUUGAAUUUGUAUCCCCAGAGUCUCUUGCCAGGCCUAGCAUUCAGGUACUUGAAAAUUGUAGAGAGAUUAAAAAACAAUAGAAAUAAAGGCUAGUUCCUAUGAGAUCACUAGACUGCAAGGGAAACGGGACUCUAAUCACAGAGGGGAAACCUCAGCAAAAUGAAGGCAAAUAGUGCAUUUGACUAGAACCUAUUUUCUUCAGUAUGUCCAGACUGGGUUAAUUCCAGGGGUAUGAGCAUGCCCAGAUAGAAAAUGUUAAUUUAGCUAUACAGUAGUAUCAACCAAAACGGGAUUCUGUGUCUGAGAGACAGAGAAGGCUGUCACAGCCAGAGCUAGAUAAAACAUCUUUCCUGCCUUCUAGUCUGUGGCUGGUCCGGCAGGCAGCACCAGGAAGACUACACCUCCCAGCAUGCCGCGUACAAAUGUGGGCGGGCAUGAGUGCCUCCCUGACCUGAGCAUACUUGGGAGUUGUAGUUUCUCUGCGCAGCUUCGGCGACGUAACCUCUGCGUGGUGGUAUUGAAA
Molecule: messenger RNA, 4872 nt
Organism: Myodes glareolus (Bank vole)
Lineage: Eukaryota; Metazoa; Chordata; Mammalia; Rodentia; Cricetidae
Gene: Hmx2
Product: H6 family homeobox 2
Biological process (GO): regulation of transcription by RNA polymerase II
Cellular component (GO): nucleus
Molecular function (GO): DNA-binding transcription factor activity, RNA polymerase II-specific; RNA polymerase II transcription regulatory region sequence-specific DNA binding
Source: RefSeq, a predicted model, not a curated record